Molecule: messenger RNA, 882 nt
Organism: Nicotiana tabacum (common tobacco)
Lineage: Eukaryota; Viridiplantae; Streptophyta; Magnoliopsida; Solanales; Solanaceae
Source: RefSeq, a predicted model, not a curated record
AUGACAGGUAUUCCGCUAGAGGUGGCUGUGCACAAGUUAACCCUGGAUUCUAACAUCGCUCCGUCCCGAACUGCUGCCAUUGGCCACAAAGAAGCAGUCAUAGUGUCAGAAACGACAUCGAGAGUCUGGACCUUGUUCACGGACGGAACUUCCAACGUGAAAUGGUCCGGGGACUGGACUCCGAGGGAAUGGUCAAUCACCCACAUCCCGAGAGAAGAAAACAUGGAAGCAGACGCACUGGCCAAUCUGGGUUCGUCCAAGGAAAUAAAGGAAUCAGACUCCGGUACAGUCGUGCAACUUAUGCAUUCGCUAUUGGAUGUGGACGGUUAUUAUGAAGUAAAUACGACUAAUUUGGUCUGGGACUGGAGAAAUGAGAUCAUCGACUAUCUUGAGCAUGGAAAACUUCCCGAAGACACAAAGGCAUCCCGAGCACUCCAAACCAAAGCAGCUCGUUACUGCUUCAAGAGAGGCCAGUUGUAUAGGAAGUCUUUCCAAGGCUCGUUGGCCCGAUGUUUAGGAGCCUCAGAGGCUAAUUACAUCAUGAGAGAAGUUCACGAAGGAAUACGUGGAAAUCACUCUGGUCCUUACCAGAAAAUCGGCGAGCGCGAAGUGGUCGAUUUGCUGUGGGAGAAUAUAAUUUGCAGGUUCGAAAUACCAAAGGGAAUAGCCUGCGACAACAUGCCGCAAUUUAUAGGCGCAAAGGUCACCAAAUUCCUUGAAGGCUUGAAAAUCAAAAGAGUCACAUCUUUGCCAUACCACCCGAAUGCAAAGGGCCAAGCGGAAUUGACAAAUAAGGUGAUCGUCCAAAAUCUCAAAAAUAUAUUGGAAGCAGCCAAAGGCAAAUGUGCUGAAGAGUUACCGAGAGUGCUAUGGGCGUAUUGA